GCACCGGUCAUGCGCCAGGUCGCCCAGCGGAGAUUCGCGUCCGGUGGUAGCAACUUCCAGGGUGCUGCCGACAAUGCUUUCAACCGCGAGCGAGCGGCUGUCAAGGCCCACGCUGCUGAGUCAAGCGACACCUGGCGCAAACUCUCCAUCUACGUCGUCAUUCCCGCCCUGUGCAUUGCCAGCGUCAACGCCUGGCGUCUGUGGAGCGAGCACUGGGAGCACUGGGACCACAUGCCCCCGCUCGAGGAGCGCACCGAGUACCCCUUCCAGAACAUCCGCACCAAGAACUUCUUCUGGGGAGACGGAGACAAGACUCUCUUCUGGAACCCGAAGGUCAACUAUCACAAGAAGGACGAGUAAAUGCCGCC
This is a messenger RNA of Dissoconium aciculare CBS 342.82, 368 nucleotides long. RefSeq names its product cytochrome c oxidase subunit VIa. The transcript is spliced from 4 exons. Gene Ontology annotation, biological process: mitochondrial electron transport, cytochrome c to oxygen. The record is from RefSeq and is a predicted model, not a curated record. Gene Ontology annotation, cellular component: mitochondrial inner membrane. NCBI's taxonomy places the organism in Eukaryota, Fungi, Ascomycota, Dothideomycetes, Mycosphaerellales, Dissoconiaceae. Bases 10 to 360 code for a protein of 116 amino acids. Gene Ontology annotation, molecular function: enzyme regulator activity.